UUGAUUUUUUAAAACACAGAUUUGAAGGAAGAAUUACUAUCACCCGGGUGACAGCAGAUAUUGCACUUGCCAAGCGAUCGAUCCUCAACAACCCCAGCAAGCACGCCAUAAUGGAUCGCUCCAACAACCGCUCCAGUUUAGCCCAAAUCCAAGGAGAGGUUGAGAGGAUUUUUGAGUUAGCACGCAGUCUACAGCUUGUAGUUCUGGAUGCCGACACCAUUAACCAUCCUCUCCAACUCAGCAAGACCUCCUUGGCCCCGAUCUUGGUGUAUGUCAAGAUUUCAUCACCCAAGGUUCUGACAAGAUUGAUAAAGACCAGGGGCAAAUCUCAGACUAAACAUUUGAAUGUUCAGAUGGUGGCCGCAGACAAACUGGCCCAGUGUCCCAAUGUAAGUGUUCCCUCUGUAAAUGCUAAAGACAUUAAAAUGUUUUCCAUAUGA
Messenger RNA from Sinocyclocheilus grahami, 440 nucleotides. Its product is annotated as voltage-dependent L-type calcium channel subunit beta-4-like. Gene Ontology annotation, biological process: calcium ion transmembrane transport. Gene Ontology annotation, cellular component: voltage-gated calcium channel complex. The coding region runs from base 111 to 440 and encodes 109 amino acids. Gene Ontology annotation, molecular function: voltage-gated calcium channel activity. The transcript has 4 exons. The record is from RefSeq and is a predicted model, not a curated record. NCBI's taxonomy places the organism in Eukaryota, Metazoa, Chordata, Actinopteri, Cypriniformes, Cyprinidae.